Molecule: messenger RNA, 2877 nt
Organism: Aedes aegypti (yellow fever mosquito)
Lineage: Eukaryota; Metazoa; Arthropoda; Insecta; Diptera; Culicidae
Exons: 6
Coding region: 875-2245 (456 amino acids)
Cellular component (GO): extrinsic component of mitochondrial inner membrane
Source: RefSeq, a predicted model, not a curated record
UAUCGCUGAAAAGGCCGCUGCUGAGAAGGCUGCUGCCGAGAAGUCUGCAAUUGAGAAGGCUGCUGCUGAAAAGGCCGCCACCGAAAAGGUUGCUGCUGAUAAGGCUGCUACAGAAAAGGCUGCCGCUGCUGACGCUAAGAAACAGGACAACAAGCAAAAUGAAAAGAAGCCAGCGGAAACCAAGAGUAACAAUCAAAACCAAAAAUCUAACAACAAGAAAAACAAGCGAACUCCAAAGAGUAGCGUUUCGGAAGACGACAAGACAACCGGUCCAAAAAACGUAGAAAGCAGCGAUUUUGUCUCAUCUGCUAAACCCGAGCAGAUCGUAGCAAAAUCGCUAGAGACUGCCACCGUCACCGCUGUAGCAGCAGCCUGUCCGGUUGCUGCGGUUAAGCCUGACGAAAAGAAAUCCUCCACUCCUGAAAAGACUGCUCCAGCCAAACCGGUCUCCACAGACCAGAAAAAGAGUUCCUCGCCGCCUAAAACAAAUGGAACGUCCGCCAAAUCAAAACCUCAGCCAGCAUCGACAGCUCCCGUCAAACAACAGACUCCCGAAAAGACACUUCCCAAAGCUUCCACUCCCACCAAGAAGGCCCCUUCCCCUCCAAAGACAGUUCCGUCCCGAGCGUCCCCAAAACCAAGUACUCCUCCCACAACUCCAAAACCUACAAAGAAACCUGAACUCCCUCCAAAACCUGAAUUCCUGAAAAAGAAAUCUCCAUCGGUGGAGCAGGACAAGCCGUCAUCCACGAAGCCAGUAACUCCGCCAACGACUCCAACGGAGAUAGCGACGCCACCACAGGAGGUAAACGUUAAAUUCAAUGUCGAAAAACAGCUGGCAGCUUUGAAUGCGACCGCUGCCGCUGCCAAACUGAUGCCAAAGACCCUUCCGGCCGGUACCGAAACAACCGAAGAAGACGAACUCGAGGAAGAUUUUGACGAAGAGGAAGAAUCCAUUGAGUACAAGUUUACGCCUCGUCCGGUCUUCCUAGCCACCAACUGUCAGGUUUGUAAGAGUCCUCUAAGGAACCUUGUUCAAUGCGAGAGCUGUCGAAUGGUUUCCUACUGUAAUGAAGAACAUCGACGAUCCGAUGCCGCAGGGCAUAAGGAUUUAUGUAGUGUCAUCAUGGAAAUCGCUAAGCGAAGAGGUGGACACAUCUACAACAUGGCGCACAAACUGACGGACGAGGAAUACCGUAAUCUUCGAGUGUACACCUUGAAUCAAUCGGAGCAGAUGCUGAAACGUCCACUGCAAGCGUUCGAACGUGAAGUUCUCCUAUUUCCACGGACAUGCUGUUCACCAAGCUGCCGCGAAUGGAGACAAGAUCUGCUGACGGAGUGCAAGGACUGCCGUCAGGUGUCCUAUUGCGAAGCACAUCCUGAUCAUCUGCUGCCGUCGCACGAUCAGUGGUGCAAGGCAUUCUUCCUCUUCCAGAAACUCAUCCUUCGCCAAAAGAUUCUCGGCCGCAUUGAACCGGUGCUUCCGGUUCGCAUCGUUGGUAAGUCGUUCCAACUACCACCGAACAUCGACGAAGUCAUCAAGUUUCUGUACAAAAAUUCAAGUGCAUUACGGGACGAAUGUGCCUACGCUACGUUGACACAGAUCGCCACCGCACCGCUGACGGCCUUACACGGUUACAUGCAGGCUGGUCUACGACCGUCGGAAACCUUCACCAUCCAUCUGGUCGGUGCGGAGUUGCAAUUUGAAGGUGACACCUUGGACAAGUGGGAAGCCUUCUUCCUUCACAUUGUGCCGGAGAUCACCGAACUGCGCCUCGUUUUCGUCGGACCGGAACUCAACGUCGAGAAUCUACCGAUUGACAUCAUCAGCCGCAUCCGAAUGUGUCGCUCGUGUCGACUCAGAUGUCGGGUAGUCAAGUUCGACUUCCAGUGUCGUCGAUUCUACCACGACUACCGCCAGGACCAGUGCUACUCGCAGCCCAAUCUAAUCUGUUUCUUCAACCCGGGCCUGCAUCGAUCAACCGGAUUUGGAUCGCUGGACACGUGGCCCAAAACCAUCAUAGCGGCCACGGAUGCCCACUGUCCGAUUCUGGUUACGGCCUACACCGAGUACGAGAGCCCACUGGAUCUGGCACGAUUGCAGAAAGAAGCCAAGCGUCCGCUGGAAGUAAUCCAGGAACCAACGCACAACCCGUUUGCCUCCCAACGACCAGAUCGGAACUUCAUCUCUCAAGAAAUCGAACCGAUGAUCUUCAAAAACUAUUUCUACUUCAUGGUGAAAUAGAUGCCAGUGGUGUCUGAGCUGGUCCCGAAACAUCCUCUCUGUAAUAAGAAUACCUAAAAUUGUAUUGUUUAUUUAAAUAAAUCAACGUAUUUAUCCCUGCUUUACACUCACAUGAUCACCGUAAUAAUUUGGCACAGAACAGAACACUAUUGCUGGAUUUCACCCCUCUCAACCCUACCAAACCUAAUCAACUCCUCUAUUACCUUCUCCGCAAACAUCUAGAAUGUGCCGUAUGUGCCGCAUGAAGUGCCGCGUAGUCAAGUUCGACUUCCAGUGUCGACGGUACUACCACGACUACUGCCGGGACAGCAGCUACUCCAAACCGGACCUCAUCUGCUUCUUCAACCCGGUUGUCCACACGACGGCCGGUAUCGGCGGAUUCGAUACCUGGCCGGACACCAUCAAGGCAAGCUCCGAAGCGAACUGCCCAAUAGUGGUAACUUCCUACACCGCCCUGGAUUGCCCACUGGACUUGGUACGAUUCCAGAAGGAAGCGAAACGACCCCUGCAAAUUGUUGUACCCCCUCAACUUAAUCCGUACGGAUCGAAGCGACCGGACCGGAAUUUCAUUACCGAUGACGUGGCCCCGCUGAUAUUCAAAAACUAUCACUAUUGUGUGCUGAAAUGAGCUU